Messenger RNA from Drosophila obscura, 1517 nucleotides. It is a transcript of the gene sxe2, whose product is annotated as lipase member H. The transcript is spliced from 3 exons. Bases 270 to 1448 code for a protein of 392 amino acids. Gene Ontology annotation, molecular function: lipase activity. The record is from RefSeq and is a predicted model, not a curated record. NCBI's taxonomy places the organism in Eukaryota, Metazoa, Arthropoda, Insecta, Diptera, Drosophilidae. Gene Ontology annotation, biological process: lipid metabolic process.
CCAUACUUUAGCUCAGAGCUUGUAACACUUCGGACGGUGCCCGCUCAGGUCUCAGGUCUCAGCUCCGCUCAGAAAUCCGAAAUUAUUCGCGUUCUUUUAGUGAGCGGCGGCAGUUUGUGUCUGAUACAAAUUUAGUUCGAAAAACACACAGCCUUAAACCCUAACUUUAAGUGGCUUUUAAUUGUCGCUCGCGUUGACAUCGGGUUUUUAUUUUGGUUUUGUUGUGUUUUAUUUAAGUGGCAAUUUUCGGAUCGUAAUCCAAUCGUAAGAUGCAAAUCCGAAUACUAGUAUUGGUGGUAUCGCAGCUGCUGUGUGGCCCAGCGGGAAUGUCCAGUGUCAGUGCCCUCAGGCAGUUCGCCUAUGAGCCAGGAAAAUGUGCGAUAACCAUCACAGAAGUGAUCGAUGCGAUGAUCAAAACACAGCUCGGGCUGCUCCUCGGGACACGAACACGCCUAUCGCAGAGGCAGCUACUCCGCUAUGAUCUCUACACGCCCCUGAAUCCCGAGGUGCGACAGCUACUGAAACCAGGGGAUUUGGGCACGCUCAAGCAAUCCAAUUUCAAUCCCAAAUGGCCUGUGAGAUUUUCCAUUCAUGGCUGGGGGGGAAGGAGUGAUUCCUGCUCGAAUGCCGCCAUCAAGGAUGCCUAUCUGUCGCGCGGAAAUUACAAUGUAAUCAUCUUGGAUUGGAGCCGCCAGUCAAUGGACAUUAGCUACCAGCGAGUGUCCAAGCAGCUGGCCGCCAUUGCCGCCAAUCUGGCCAAAAUGGUGCGCUUCCUGCACGACAACACGGGCGUACCGUACGAGCAGAUCUACCUGGUGGGCCACAGUGCUGGCAGUCACAUCUCCGGGCUGGCGGGGAAGCAGCUGCGUCCGCAGCGUCUGGGCGCCAUCUUCGCCUUGGAUCCCGCUGGUCUCACGCAACUGAAACUCGGACCGAGCGAGCGACUGUCCCCCAACGAUGCCAUGUACGUAGAGUCCAUCCACACGGAUCUGACGCUGCUGGGUAACCCGAGCGAUCAGCUGAGCCACGCCUCCUUCUUCACCAACUGGGGCUUGGGGCAGCCGCAGUGUCCCAAUGCAACGGCCACGGAAUUUGACUUUGUUUGUGAUCAUUUCGCGGCCUUGUAUUACUUUGCCGAGUCGGUACGUCGUCCACGAUUAUUCCCCGCCUUGCGAUGCGGUUCGGCGGCAGCCAUACGAUCGGCCACCUGCAACUGCCGCAACAGCACCAGCAGCAGCAGCAGCAGCAGACACGCAGCCAUGCGGCAGACAUGCCCUGGCGAUCAGUUCAUGGGCGGUGAGCCAGCUGUCCAAAAGAAUGGUGUCUACUACCUGAGCACACAGAGGCAGGCGCCAUACGGCUACGAUGAUGGCAUGGUGCACAUGCAGCCACCAAAGGCAUCGACCAUUGCGGCGACGGGAGACGUGCGGGGGUGGCGACUCGAGUAGGCGACCCGAAUGGCCAAAAAUGUGAUUUAUCUACAUGUUUAAGUUUAGAGCUAAGUGAGCCAUUAAAGU